CAGUUGUCUUUUAAUCAUUAUUUUAAUCAUCAUUUGUAUCUUUCAACAAACGUCAUAUAUGUCUUAUACGAUACUCGUCCAAUCCUAAUAAUAAGUUUCGAUUGUCGAAAUCGCGUGUUGACAGGUUUUCAAGUAUCAUAGUUAAACGGAUUUUGUUUUGUGUCUAUUCAAUUGCAUUAUUAUCAUUUCGUUAUAUUUUCAUCUUCUUUGUUGCAAUGUAUUAUACUUUCGAGAUAAUAUCAUUAGAACAUCAUAACCGUUAACCGCCAAAAUGCAUAUUUAGAUCAUCUUUGUGCAAUGCUUUUUUUCAAGUGUGAUGGUACAUACGUCAUUACAAGGGGAGUACUUUUCCCAUUCACGUUCAAUGAUUCACUAAAAAAGUCUUACGUUCGUGACAUUCAGAGUGACGUUUUACGUUUAUAUCACUUUAUAUUUUAAUUUCACGUUCGAUAUCGUGCGUGAAUAUAAUAUCUAUUUAAGGUCAAAAAUUAUAGAAUAUUUAUAAUUAUUACUUUACAAGUACAUAAUGGCUUCUCGUAAGAAACUGUUGCUUAAGGUUAUUAUCCUUGGAGAUUCAGGAGUUGGUAAAACUUCUCUUAUGAAUCAGUAUGUAAGCAAAAAGUUUAGUAAUCAGUAUAAAGCUACCAUAGGUGCAGAUUUCCUUUCCAAAGAAGUAAGGGUAGAUGAUAGGAUAGUUACGAUGCAGAUUUGGGAUACAGCGGGUCAAGAAAGGUUUCAGUCUUUAGGUGUUGCUUUCUACAGAGGCGCCGAUUGUUGCGUACUUGUGUUUGAUGUUUCUGCACCGAGUAGCUUUAAAUCAUUAGACUCAUGGAGGGAUGAAUUCCUAAUCCAAGCCUCUCCUCGGGAUCAAGAUAAUUUUCCAUUUGUUGUGCUUGGAAAUAAAGUUGAUUUAGAAUCCAGAGCGGUUUCUAGUAAGAGAGCACAGCAGUGGUGUCAAUCAAAAAAUAAUAUUCCAUAUUUUGAAACCAGUGCUAAAGAGGCCAUCAAUGUUGAACAAGCCUUCCAAGCAAUAGCGAAAAAUGCUUUAGCACAGGAGAGUGAGGUGGAAUUGUACAAUGAAUUCCCAGACCAAAUCAAAUUGACUAAUGACCAAAGAAGCAAUGGAAAGGGUGAUUCUUGUGCCUGCUAGGCCGUGGAAUGGUGAAAAUUUCGGAUAAGCACAUAGAUGCACAGGUCAGAUCGUACAUUCGCGUACCUGCGCAUUUUGAGAAAUCGAGCUUGAUGUGUUUUAGAAGUCCUAAGUAUGCACCUUGGUUUUGUUCAUUCAAAUUUCAUUUGAAAUAAUUCUGAAGCAUUCGUUCUCUAGACUUUCUAUUAUUGGAAUCAUAUGAAAAUAUGAGGUUUAUCAUCAAUGCAUUUUAAACAAUAAAAUUAUAAAGUUUUCUACCAAGGAGCAUUCGUCUGGCUUCCUUACAUGAGAGACUAUGUUGUAUUUUAUAUCGUGUAUUUGUGCUAUACUUGACUCAACAAAUGGAUGUUUGGUUAGCCAAGCAAUAUGUUCAACACAUUUCUGAAGAUUCUAAUGCUCUCUUAUCGGGUAUGGCGAAUAAUAUGAGCUACCCUUUUGAAUUGCAUCUUUAUGACUGUUAAUGUCUAUCAUUGUGGGUUGAUGCUAAAAAUGUUUUCAAAUCACGUACACAUUGUAUCAGGAAGAAAAUUCACGGGUCCGGAGCACACCUAGCAUAAUAAUUAGAUCGUCGCAAGUUUGCUCAUGAUUCAUUAAGUACAAUCGCAUUUACUGAGAAACUCUAGAAAACAUUUGUGGGUAGAAUGGUUUAAUUAUCACUGGGAGUGUAGCUUCUUAUCAAAUUGAAAUUGUUCAUAAUUCAAUGUUACCGAUAUGUAAACAGAAUAACGAUACAGAUAAUUUUGUGAGGGAAAGUUUUUAUCAAAAUUGUGUGAUUAUUUAACCAUCUCCGAAUUUUUGUCUUUUUUUUCUACUCGAUUUAACGCUCGAAAUGCUAUAAAUUUUCAGAAACGUGUACAGUGAUUGCGUAACUCUGAAUGACAGUAAAUUUGUGUAAAAACAUCACAAUAUCCGUCGCGAUGUUUCACGACGGUCUUUAUCUCAAAAGGCUAGUGCGUUUUCGAGGAGAAAAUUCCUUUUUUUAAAACCAACUUAGUAGUUGGGUAAUUUGUUAUUCGAUAUUCUCGAUGCGCCCACAAUAUUCGCAUAUUAGUAUCUUCACGCGUCUUUAAAUUCCUUCCCGAAGUGAGAGUUCUGAACCGCGAUGCAAUAACAUUUAUGAAAACUUACUUGUAUACAAUUUUACCAGGUGCAAUUGUAACAUUUAAAAAGAAAAAUGUGUU
Messenger RNA from Megachile rotundata (alfalfa leafcutting bee), 2331 nucleotides. RefSeq names its product RAS oncogene family member Rab7 (gene Rab7). The record is from RefSeq and is a predicted model, not a curated record. Gene Ontology annotation, cellular component: phagocytic vesicle; late endosome; lysosome. Gene Ontology annotation, biological process: endosome to lysosome transport; phagosome-lysosome fusion. NCBI's taxonomy places the organism in Eukaryota, Metazoa, Arthropoda, Insecta, Hymenoptera, Megachilidae. Gene Ontology annotation, molecular function: GTP binding; GTPase activity.